AUGGAUCUUUACUCCAAGACCAUCAACUUGGUCGUUACACCUCUCAGGGAUAUCUCCGAUACUGUAAACUCGACCAUCUCGAACUCAGCUGAACGAACCUGGAAUUUGGUCAAGAGGGACGGUGGGGACGGUGGUAAAAGCUCAGCCUCUACCGUAGAAGGAAGCUCGGGUGACACCGCAGACAUGGCUGAGACUUCAGAAGCAGCAAAACCUUUGGCUACCAGUAAUGAGGGUGGGACGGCAGGCGAUACAGAGAGUAGUACGAGUGAAAUUCCUGGUGAUGAAACAGGUGCAGAAGCUAUUACAUCGGCGUCGAGAGGUAUCAGUCUAACAGCCGAACCUGAGGCUGUCGACGAAGCAGACCAAGACGACACUCGGACGCCACGACCACAGUCGCCUUCAAACCCACCCGCAGCAGAGGCAGCGGCAUCUAGUAGUGAACACAUCCAAAUUACCGAGGAUUAUUUUGCACGACCCCCUCACCUAGACCUUUCCGGAGCUAGUACUCUCAGGGGAGCGGAUAACGGAAUGCUUGGGCCGGGAUCCUGUCCUGUCACUCCAUCGCUCGAACGUUUACAAAGCAAACCGACAACAGCUUUGUCAUUAUCACAAGUUCAUGCAAACAAUGGGAUCACCUCGUCAGGCGUCAGCGUUAUCCUUCCAUACACCGAAUCAAGCAGUAUACGUAGUCUAGUUCCUACGAUCGACUCAGGUGACAAUGACGUCGCCGGCAUGCUUGGCGAGAUUCUUAACGAAGAUAACGUUGCAUUCACAUCUGGCUACAACCAAGGAUGGGCUUUAUCACAACAAGUGGAGGAGGAGGAGGAGCUCGUGGAAGACUCGGACGAAGAUUGGGACGAAAGUGAUAACGAGGAGGAAUUAACCGAAGACGAGCGAAUUGAAAAAUGGAGAUCACGAAAGAAGCACUUCUUUAUCCUGUCAUCAGCUGGCAAACCCGUGUACAGCCGCUACGGGGACGAAGCUGUAGUUUCGCAAUUUAUGGGUGUGAUUCAAACAAUCAUAUCCUUCUUCCAAGAGGGAAGCGACCCGCUAAAGUCAUUUUCGGCCGGCAAACAUAGAUUUACAAUAUUACAAGAAGGGCAUUUAUACCUAGUUGGUGUAUCGUCAUUAGGAGAAACAGAUAUUCAGCUCCGAACUCAAUUGGAUAUGCUGUAUACGCAGGUGCUUUCAACAUUGACAUUGACUACUGUCGCAAAAGUCUUUGGCGAACGAGAGAAUUUCGAUUUACGGCGGUUGUUAGGCGGCACGGAGGUCUUUUUGGACGGACUUUCGGACGCCAUGGUUAGAGGAGAACCAAACAUCUUAUUGGGCUCUCUCGAAUGCGUUAAGAUGCGGAAGCAUAUCCGGGAGAAAAUCAACAGCGUACUUAUGAAGUGCCGAACGAAUAAUUUACUUUACGGACUAAUAAUCGCCGAUGGUCGUUUGGUCUCGGUCAUCCGACCAAAAAGACACUCCCUUCACCCGCCAGAUCUGCAGCUUUUUAUAUCUAUGUUGUUCAGCGCCAGCACUUUCAAAGGCGGUGGCGAGCAUUGGACACCGAUAUGCCUCCCCAAGUUUAAUGCCAAGGGCUUCUUGCAUGCCUAUAUUUGUUUUUUCCAACCAGAGAUAGCGCUAGUGCUUAUAUCACCGACCCGAGAAGCCUUCUUCGACAUGAAGGAGGUGAAAGACAACAUCAUAGAACAGUUGGACAGAGCAGGCAGUAUCCCAAUCAUUGAGGGGGCAGUCAAGCGGGGCAGGUACUUGGCCUCUGACCUAAUCGAGGGUACUGUUAUCCAGCAUUUUUUGUAUAAAUCGAAAGCGAACGUUCAGUUCACUAUGCCCUCUUUUGAUCCGCAUUUCUCAAGCCCGCACGCUCGCAGAAGGUUGAUGAUAUUGUAUCAGCGGCUUCAUGCUGCAGUUCAUGCACGUGGUGCGCAUCUUAAAGUACAUCACAGCAUCAGAAGAAGAUCGGUUUCUCUAGCAUGGGUUACCCCUACAUUCGAACUCUACUGCGUGGCUGGAGCAGGCACGCCCAGAAACGUUCUAGCAAAACAUGCAAAUAUGAUCGUCGGAUGGGUCAAAAAAGAAGAGGAACGGCUUUUCAUCGUUGGUGGUGCGACGUUUUAA
Orbilia oligospora ATCC 24927 is the source of this 2127-nucleotide messenger RNA. RefSeq lists its product as uncharacterized. Gene Ontology annotation, biological process: vesicle-mediated transport; protein targeting to vacuole. Bases 1 to 2127 code for a protein of 708 amino acids. The transcript is spliced from 3 exons. Gene Ontology annotation, cellular component: Mon1-Ccz1 complex; fungal-type vacuole membrane. The record is from RefSeq and is a predicted model, not a curated record. Lineage: Eukaryota; Fungi; Ascomycota; Orbiliomycetes; Orbiliales; Orbiliaceae.